This is a messenger RNA of Plectropomus leopardus (leopard coralgrouper), 462 nucleotides long. The record is from RefSeq and is a predicted model, not a curated record. NCBI's taxonomy places the organism in Eukaryota, Metazoa, Chordata, Actinopteri, Perciformes, Serranidae.
ACUUGGUGCCGUUUGGUGCAGGAUUACCAGAGUCUGAACCGCCAGCUGGAGGCCGUUGAAGGGAAUAUCCCGACCGUUGGCCUGGUGGAGGAGAAUGAAGAAAGGCUCAUGGACAGAAUCUCAUUGUAUCAGGGUCUAAAGGGGAGGCUGACAGAGAACCAGCACAAGCUCCACCAGGUCCUGGAUGAGGGCAAACAUCUCUUGCUGUCAGUUUGCUGUCCCGCACUGGAAAACCAGCUCGCCCUGCUGGGGGAACACUGGCUCAACAACACCAGCAAGGUCAACAAGGAACUGCAGCGCCUGGAGGCCAUCCUAAAACACUGGACCAGGUAUCAGAGGGAGUGUGCAGAGCUUAGCGAAUGGCUUCAGUCUGCUCUGGAGCGUCUGGAGUUUUGGAAUACGCAGGCGGUGUUAGUCUCACAGGAGCUGGAGACUGUCAGAGACCAUCUCUCUGCUUUCCUU